This is a messenger RNA of Eucalyptus grandis, 2399 nucleotides long. RefSeq names its product calcium-dependent mitochondrial ATP-magnesium/phosphate carrier protein 3. The coding region runs from base 525 to 2015 and encodes 496 amino acids. The record is from RefSeq and is a predicted model, not a curated record. The transcript is spliced from 4 exons. NCBI's taxonomy places the organism in Eukaryota, Viridiplantae, Streptophyta, Magnoliopsida, Myrtales, Myrtaceae. Gene Ontology annotation, molecular function: calcium ion binding; ATP transmembrane transporter activity. Gene Ontology annotation, biological process: transmembrane transport.
AUCGAAGGAUUCGAUCUCUCUCUCCGUCUCUUUCCUUUCUUUUUCUAUCUUAAUCCGGGCAUCUCCUACGCAAUCUGAAGCGGUCAUCGCCGGCGAUCCACCCCACCGUCGCCCCGCCGGAAUCCCCUCGUCGCGCGCCCCGCACGGCAGUCUCCGCCGCCCCUAGGUCUUCGGUCGUAGUCUCCGCUCCGCGCUUCUCCUUUGACUCUCUCUCUCUCUCUAUCUCUGUCCAGGUUUUUCCAAUUCCUCCUCGUGUGUUAGAAUUCGCCGUCGCCUUUUUGACCUAAAUCCGACUCGGAUUUAGGCGUUCCGGCGACUCGGUCUCGGGCGCUUGCGUUUCCCGCGAAUCGCAUUCGCCGCGCGCGUGUCUCGCUCCCCCGCGAUUCGUCGAUCGGUGAGGUGGCGCGUUGCUCUGUUCGGCCGCAUUCCGGCUCGGAUCUCGGUUAGGUUAUGGUCGGAGCCCGAGGAUUGAGUCGGCCGUGACGAGCUACAAGGUCGGAGGAUUCUGUUGCUGGAGUUCUGCGAUGGAGGCGCGUGCGAAGAACGAGAAGGGGCGGCGAUCGGACGGGUGUAAUCCGGUCAGGAAGCCGGGGCCGGUGACGAUGGAUCACGUGCUGCUGGCGUCGGGCGAGACGAAGGAGAAGAGGGAGCUGAGGAUCAGGGGCAUGUUCGACUCCUUCGAUACGGCAAAGGUCGGUUAUUUAGAUUAUGCGCAGAUUGAGACCGGCCUCUCCGCCCUGCACAUACCUCCGGAAUACAAGUACGCGAAGGAUUUGUUGAACGUGUGCGACGCCAACAAAGACGGGCGCGUGGAUUACCAGGAAUUCAAGCGGUACAUGGACGACAAGGAGCUCGAGCUCUACCGCAUUUUUCAAGCCAUUGAUGUCGAGCACAAUGGUUGCAUUUUGCCUGAGGAGCUAUAUGAUGCUCUCCUUAGGGCAGGCAUUGAAAUUGAUGAUGAGGAGCUUGCCCAUUUUGUUGAGCGUGUGGAUAAGGACAGUAAUGGAGUCAUAACGUUUGAAGAAUGGAGAGAGUUUCUUCUGCUUUACCCUCAUGAGGCAACUAUGGAGAACAUUUAUCGUUACCUGGAAAGAGUUUGCCUUGUUGAUAUUGGAGAACAAGCUGUGGUACCAGAGGGCAUUAGUAAACAUGUCCAUACAAGCAGAUAUCUUAUCGCAGGAGCUGUGGCGGGAGCAGCAUCUCGUACUGUAACUGCCCCACUUGACCGGUUGAAAGUUAUUUUACAAGUGCAAACCACCCGUACUAGUUUGAUGCCCACAAUAAAGUCUAUAUGGAAGGAUGGUGGUCUUAGGGGAUUUUUUCGGGGCAAUGGAUUAAACGUUGUGAAAGUGGCUCCUGAGAGUGCUUUAAGGUUCUAUACUUAUGAAAUGCUGAAACGUGUUAUUGUGACUGCACAAGGAGGAGAAGAAAAGGCUGAAAUCGGGCCUAUGGGGCGGCUUCUUGCUGGUGGUGUGGCAGGAGCUGUAGCACAGACAACUGUUUAUCCCAUGGAUCUUGUGAAAACUAGAUUGCAAACUCACGUUUCUGACGGAGGGAAGAUUCCUAGUUUAGGACAAAUGACUAGGGAUAUAUGGGUUCAGGAGGGCCCUCGGGCAUUUUAUAGGGGGGUUGUUCCAUCUCUGAUUGGGAUAAUUCCUUAUGCUGGCAUUGACCUUGCUGCAUAUGAAACCUUUAAAGAUUUGUCCAAGAAGUACAUUCUUCAAGAUGGUGAGCCUGGCCCUCUAGUGCAGCUGGUCUGUGGGAUGACCUCUGGAGCUCUUGGAGCUAGUUGUGUCUACCCUUUGCAAGUUGUAAGGACAAGAAUGCAAGCCCAGCGGCCCGAUACAGAUGCUGCAUAUAAAGGCAUGUCAGAUGUAUUUAGGAGAACAUUUAAACACGAGGGACUUAGGGGAUUCUACAAAGGGAUCUUCCCUAAUUUGCUGAAAGUUGUUCCAUCAGCAAGCAUUACUUAUAUGGUUUACGAGACUAUGAAAAAAAGACUACAGUUGGAAUAGCAAGUUAUGCAAACUUUUCCAGUUGCUACUGUGGGAUUGACAAGGCUGACAAAUGGCGGGGUGGUUUCAUGAGGAAGACUUUGUUUACGUUAAUAAGGUUACUCAUUUUUGGUAGAUCCUAUUGUUAUUUGUCUAAUUUAUAAUUCAGUGCUAGUUUAAAAUAUAUUGGAGGGGCAAAAUUGGCUUGCCCAACAUCUGGUAGCUCAAGCCCUCUUUUUUGGAGUGAUUACCAAUUAGCCCAUGUUGUAUGAUACAGGAGCAUACGGCAUAAGAUUCAUAGAAACGUGAUUUUGUCAUUCUUUCUGGCGGCAAUUUAAUCAGAAUCUCGACUUAUGGAGUAAUUGUGUUUUCUGUAUAUUUUACUCAUUACGAAUUCCAGUAUUC